GCACUCAGACGAGAGCAAGGAUGAGGGAAAUCGUCCACAUUCAGAUCGGCCAGUGUGGGAACCAGAUUGGAGCCAAGUGGUGGAGGGUGAUCGGCGAGGAGCACGGGAUCAACGAACUGGGGAGCUACGGCGGGGACUGUGCCCUGCAGCUGGAGCGGAUCAGCGUGUACUACAAUGAGGCCCAUGGUAAGAAGUAUGUGCCUCGAGCAGUGCUAGACCUGGAACCCGGGACCAUGGACAGCAUCCGGUCCAGCAAGCUGGGAGCCCGCUUCCAACCUGAUAGUUUUGUUCAUGGAAACUCUGGUGCUGGCAACAACUGGGCCAAGGGCCACUACACGGAGGGUGCAGAGCUGGUGGACUCGGUCCUGGAUGUGGUGCGGCGGGAGAGCGAGGCCUGCGACUGUCUGCAGGGCUUCCAGGUCGUGCACUCGCUGGGCGGUGGCACGGGUUCGGGCAUGGGCACGCUGCUGAUGAACAAGAUCCGUGAAGAAUACCCUGACCGCAUCCUUAAUUCCUUCAGUGUCAUGCCCUCACCCAAGGUGUCCGACACAGUGGUGGAACCCUACAACGCCGUGUUGUCUCUGCACCAGCUCCUGGAGAAUGCCGACGCCUGCUUCUGCAUAGACAACGAGGCGCUCUACGACAUCUGUUUCCGCACCCUCAAACUCAGCACACCCGCUUAUGGCGACCUCAACCACCUGGUGUCGCUGGACCAUGAGUGGCAUCUCCACCGUCGCUGGCGCUUCCCAGGCCAACUCAACGCUGACCUGCGCAAGUUGGCUGUGAACAUGGUCCCCUUCCCCAGAUUGCAUUUCUUCAUGCCCUGCUUCGCACCCCUCACGGCACAGGGCAGCCAAGCCUUACCGUGCUCGUCGGUGGCCGAGCUCACCCAGCAGAUGUUCGAUGCCCGCAAUGCCAUGGCCGCCUGUGACCCUCGCCGUGGCCGCUACCUGACUGUGGUCAUCUUCCGUGGCCGCAUGUCCAUGAAGGAGGUGGAACGAGCACUGCUGAGUGUGCAGACCCGCCACAGCAGCUGCUUCGUGGAGUGAUCCCCAACAACGGUGAAGGUGGCCGUAUGCGACAUCCCACCCCGGGGCUUGCCCAUGGCUGCCACCUUCAUCGGCAAUAACACGAGCUACCAGGAGCUGUUCUCCCGUGUCUCCGAGCAGUUCUCAGCCAUGUUCAAGAGAACCUUUGUGCACUGGUACAACGGGCGAGGGAUGGAUGUGGGCGAGUUCGUGGAAGCCGAAGGCAACAUCCAUGACCUGGUGUCCGAGUACCAACAGUUCCAAGAUGCCAGAGCUGUGCUGGAUGAGCCUGGAGAGGCGUUGGGGGGGAUGCAGAGCUUGGAAUCUUGA
Suncus etruscus (white-toothed pygmy shrew) is the source of this 1358-nucleotide messenger RNA. RefSeq names its product tubulin beta 1 class VI (gene TUBB1). The record is from RefSeq and is a predicted model, not a curated record. Gene Ontology annotation, molecular function: GTPase activity; structural constituent of cytoskeleton; GTP binding. NCBI's taxonomy places the organism in Eukaryota, Metazoa, Chordata, Mammalia, Eulipotyphla, Soricidae. Gene Ontology annotation, biological process: microtubule cytoskeleton organization; mitotic cell cycle. Gene Ontology annotation, cellular component: microtubule; cytoplasm.